Messenger RNA from Eremomyces bilateralis CBS 781.70, 2268 nucleotides. Its product is annotated as kinase-like protein. Gene Ontology annotation, biological process: protein phosphorylation. Gene Ontology annotation, molecular function: protein serine/threonine kinase activity; ATP binding. The record is from RefSeq and is a predicted model, not a curated record. The transcript has 2 exons. Bases 236 to 2077 code for a protein of 613 amino acids. Lineage: Eukaryota; Fungi; Ascomycota; Dothideomycetes; Eremomycetales; Eremomycetaceae.
AGUGAGGCUUCCUUUGCUGCCCUGGUGUGGCUACUGGCGCGUGGUCCGCCUUGAGCGGACGUUAAAUUUUCCCGAAGGAUUUACUGCGGUAGUCCGAAGGAUUUACUAAGAUUGACAACACUAUUUCUCUGGACAAGCGAAUCACGCUAGAUCUCUGGCUAGAGUCGUAACGGCCGCUGCUGAGUAUCUAACACACAGCAAGCUAGACCGACUCCAAAGUGGCCGUUCAUACGGAAUGGCUCCAUCUGCGGCCGCACAAUGUCCUAAGCGGUCCUCCGAUGAGGACUCGAACACGAGUAAUCUCUCUCGAUCCAGCACGUGGAGUAGGUCAUCCAUGACAUCGCCCGAAUCCGAUUCAUUCCGACCCAGCCACUUCGAUCCUACCAGUCUCGUCGAUGGAAUCCCACACACUCCCCCGAUGCGAAUCCCGUCGCAAUCACCAGGGAGGAUAGCUCAGCGGAGGAAUCAGGAGGAUAUUCCACUACCCGAGAAACGGCUAGACUUCAAUCAAGUGCAGGAGAACGCUUCCAAGAAGAAAAAGAAGAAGCGAGGUAUGAAACCUGGCGCUCCCGCUACGACGACUGUUCGUGGAUUCUACACACCCGUCACGUCAGGCGGCGAGGAAUCGGAGUCAUCGGUAGCGAACACGCCGAGAGUGGGACCGACUCUCACUGACCUACCGAGCAUCACGAGUAGCCCCGGACUCAGGCCAACUUCCGCCGCUGGACAGGUCAGCGCGUUGCAGCUUCAACUUGCAGCUUUGAACUCCAGGACUGAUAGUCGCGCGUCAACACUGCGAACCGUGAACAAUAGCGGAUACGGCACGCCUCGAUCCGACUCUGAUCGGGGAAGCGAUGGGGAGAAGUAUGCAGCCAAGACGCGGACGUGCGACGUAGAAGUGCCGCUUGAGCAAGACUUCGUUAGUGCUCAAGUUUCCCUCGGUGCAAAUGCGAUAGGGACGGAGUCUCAGCUUAGCAAUGGCCGCGAGAAGAUGACAGAAGACGACUUCACUGCAUUGAAGUAUCUUGGCAAAGGAGCAUACGGAACGGUCUCGCUGGUCAAGCACAAGGAGUCGGGCAGGUUGUACGCCCAGAAACAGCUCCGCAAGGCAUCUCUCCUUGUGUACAAGCAGCGCGCCGAGAACGCGAAAACCGAACGCAACGUCCUCGAAAGCAUCAACCGACACCCCUUCAUCGUUAAGCUCUUCUACGCCUUCCAAGACCAAGAGAAGCUGUACCUUAUCCUGCAAUAUGCGCCGGGCGGUGAGCUCUUCCAGCACCUCCGCGAGGAGCGCAUGCUCCCAGAGACCACUGUCUCCUUCUACAUGGCGGAGAUGAUCCUCGCGCUGCACUAUCUCCACAGCGAAGUCGGCGUCGUCUACCGCGACCUGAAGCCCGAGAACUGCCUCCUCGAUGCGGAUGGCCACCUCCUCCUCACGGACUUCGGUCUCUGCAAGGAACGCAUCAACGACGGCGAGCGCUGCAGCACCAUGGCCGGCACCGUCCCGUACAUGGCACCGGAGAUGAUCGACGGCCGCUCAUACGGCUUCUCGGUCGACUGGUGGGCGCUCGGGGCGAUCGGCUACGACCUGUUGACCGGCUCCUACCCUUUUAAAGGCAACAACGACAAGGCGCUCCGAACGAACAUCGUGAAGGCGAAGCUGAACCUCCCGUACUACCUCAGUCCCGACGCGAAAGACCUGCUCACCCGCCUGAUGCGCAAGGAGCCCAACAAACGCCUCGGCGCGCACAUGCCGAAAGACCUGGACACGUUAAAGAAGCACCGGUUUUUCCGGGCGAUCGACUGGCGGAAGUUGGCGCGGCGGGAGGCGGAGCCGCCGAUUCAGCCGCUGAUCACCGAUCCGGAGUUGGCGGAGAACUUCGCGCGGGAGUUUACGGAGGUGCCGGUGGAGGGGCCGGGAGGGGGGAUGCGGGCGGGGAUCGAUGAGAUGUAUUUUCGGGAGAAUGGGGGCGAUGGGGUGGGGUUGGGGGUGGAUGUCGAUAUGGAGGAUCCGUUUGGGGGGUUUAGCUUUACGGCGAGCGAGAGUUUGUUGGAGACGGGUGAGUUUUUUUGUUGAGGGGUUCGUGCGUUGUGCGAUUUUACAGCAGUUCGAUGGCAAACAUUUUGUGAGCAAAUGCCGUUCCGCGAAGGAUUCGGGUCAAAUUCAAUUUCGCGUGUUUGGAGGAAUCAAAUCUAUUCUUUUUUGGUUUGCAUGUAUCCAUUUAUCUCAGUGCUGCCGGACCAAGGAAACUUCACAACCGCUCGUAU